AUGAUGACUCUCAGUGGCUGCCCAAUACUCUCCACCUCUAGUUCCUCACCAGACACUAUCAGGCACCACCACCACCACCACCACCAGCUUCACUCAGCAGGAUCCUCAUAUUGGUAUGACAGACAAAAAGCAGGACAACGCAAGCUGGAAACACUGCUGGUCGUGUGGCUAUUUAAGCCACGCUGGGACUCACGGUGUCAUCAGACGUUGUCCUGCUUCUACACCAAUAUGAGGAUCCUGAGCGUCAUCCUGCUGGCCAUGGUGCUGUUCAUGGGAGCGUUCGCCGCCCCUCCCACUGCUCCCAAGAAUGUGGUCAUCGACCUGGAUAAGAACACAAUGAGUCACGAGCAGUACGGAGAGCCAGGCAAAGCUGUGUAUGGCAUGUACAGAGCUGAGAAACCCAACGGCGAAUGGUACACAGUCGAGUACAGGGCUGACGCUACCGGCUUCCACGUCCUCAACUAGGCACUGACGACAGCGACACCUGCCGAGGCCCGGCCGACGCAGACACUCUGCAUCAUGACCUCUCUAUCUCUUCAUUUUUAGUUCCAUGAACUCCAUGAAUCACUCUUUUCCUAAAUAAAUCCAUCUUAAGUUUU
Portunus trituberculatus (swimming crab) is the source of this 599-nucleotide messenger RNA. RefSeq lists its product as uncharacterized. The transcript is spliced from 3 exons. The coding region runs from base 1 to 465 and encodes 154 amino acids. The record is from RefSeq and is a predicted model, not a curated record. NCBI's taxonomy places the organism in Eukaryota, Metazoa, Arthropoda, Malacostraca, Decapoda, Portunidae.